Fusarium vanettenii 77-13-4 is the source of this 1386-nucleotide messenger RNA. RefSeq lists its product as uncharacterized. The transcript is spliced from 3 exons. The coding region runs from base 1 to 1386 and encodes 461 amino acids. The record is from RefSeq and is a predicted model, not a curated record. NCBI's taxonomy places the organism in Eukaryota, Fungi, Ascomycota, Sordariomycetes, Hypocreales, Nectriaceae.
AUGGCCUCUCUUGCUCGAUCGCUCGUAGGCCUUCUCGUAGCGGCCUCUGUCGCUACCGCUGGCGCGUACAACUCGGUCAUUGAAAAGGAUGUCGUCAUCAUCGGCGGCGGCGGUUCUGGUGCUCACGCUGCCUUUCGUCUCCGAGAAGACUUUGGGAAAAGCAUCAUCUUGAUUGAGAAGGAAGCCAUCCUGGGAGGUCAUGUGGACUCGUACGUCGACUCCAGUUCAGGCAAGGCCUACGACUACGGCGUCCAGUCCUUCAUUGAUGUCAACGGUGCCUCCGACUUUGUAACGAAGCGCCUUGGAGUUGAGAUCAAGGUCCCCGGUCGGGAGUCGCGAUUGACCCGAUAUGUGGACUUUGGAACCGGCAAAGAAGUCAACUAUACUGGUCCUGCCCCGGCUGCUUUAUCGGCUGCCCUAGUCAAGUACGCUGAACUCUGCGCCUUGUAUGAGAACAUGAUUCUUCCAAGCUUGCAGGACUUUCCUGCCCCCGGCGAUAUCCCCAAGGAUCUACUCAUUCCCUUUGGCGACUUUGCCAAGAAGCACAGUGUUGAAGCCAUUGUUCCCAUGUUGUUCCAAACCACUGGGCUUGGCGUUGGCGACGUGACUCGUCGAACGACACUAGUCGUGAUGCAAGCGUUCGGCGGGCCUAUGGCACGAUCGUUUCUCGGCCAAAUGGCAUCCUUUGCCCCGGCCUCUGAACGCAACCAGGAUAUAUACGAUGCAUUUGCGAAGAAGCUGGGAAAAGACGUGCUAUACUCUUCCACGACAUCGUCGGGCAGGCUCAUCAAGAUCAAGGCCAAGCGCUUGCUGCUGUCUAUUGAGCCUACUAAGAGCAACCUAGCUCCGUUCGACCUCGACAAGGCGGAAAACACGGUCUUUUCCAAGUUAGACUACACACGCCUUUACGCCGGCAUCGUCUCCAAUCCAUCUCUGCCCAAGAACUACUCCCUCACCAACUUGCCCGAGGCUGCCGCUCCCAGCAACUUCCUCGCCUUCCCUGACCUUCCUUUCCUCGCGCGCUUCGAAUGGAUUGGGACAGGUGCAACCGAUGAACUUUUCCGGAUCAUGGUCAUUGGUGACCGAAACUUUGAUGGCAAGGAUGCCAAGAAGCUGGUUCAGUCAAGUUUUGAUACCCUUGUUAAAAGCGGCGCAGUUGAGGCGUCUGGUUCAUCCAAGGUCAAGUUUGUUGCUUUCGCGCAGCAUGGUCCCAUGCACAUGCACACCUCGGUCAAAGAAAUGAGAAAGGGCUUCAUCCAGGAUCUGUAUGCCCUGCAGGGACGACGGUCAACCUGGUGGACAGGCGGAGCCUGGGUUGCCAACUUCCAAACUCAUCUGUGGUGGUUUAACGACCUUUUGUUGCCCAGGGUGAUUGAGGGGCUGUAA